Molecule: messenger RNA, 4407 nt
Organism: Lolium perenne
Lineage: Eukaryota; Viridiplantae; Streptophyta; Magnoliopsida; Poales; Poaceae
Source: RefSeq, a predicted model, not a curated record
AUGGCCAAAAUUUCAACCCUGGUCGUGGUAAUUUCAAUCACGGGCGGGGCGGGUUUCAGCCGCGUGGUGGAUACGGAGCUGCGGGGCGCGGAGCUUAUGGAUCGCGAGGCCGUCAAGGGCCGCGCGGCCGGGGAGGUCAAGGUGCAGGACCGGGGAAUGGAGGCCGAGUUGGUCAGGCUGCCGGGAAUUCCUUCGGCCGUAAUUUUGGCCGCGGAGAUGCUGGUGGUGCUGCUGGUUUCGCCGGCGGUCAAGAACCGCUUCGGCGCUACCGCGCAUGGAGGAGGGGCACGAGGAGGUAUUGACGCUGAGUUGCUCAAACAGACGGUGCAUGAAGUGGUAGCAGCAGUAACAGCGGCGCAGAAGAAGCCAGUGGCUGAGGAGGGAGCACAUGUUAACACUACUAUUUUGUCUGAGGCUGGGGCUGCGGCCCGAGAUGCCGUGGUGUCGGUUGCGACACAUACGGUAGGACAACAGCAAGAUGUGGUUGCUCAGCAGGCAGGAUCUGAUCCUAAGAACACAACAUCAAAGGGGAAGGAGGAUGAGGGGCAAGGUCCUUCAAAGAAGAAGAAAGAAGAGAAGAAUGGAUGUUUCAGAUCUUUAGAGGAUCCCCUUUAUAUGUUGCCAGAGGUCUGGGUCAGAGUCUCAGGGUUGCCUUCUGAUGUGAUUGCGGAUUACUUGACUUUAUGGGGGGUAGGUACUUUGUUUGGGAAAACCUUGGAUGUGGAUAUGGCAUACACUCGCAAAAACAAAAUUUUGAGAAUCAAAAUUGGAUGCUUGGAUAGUAGGCUUAUUCCUGCUGAUACUGAUAUGUUCAUUAGGAGGGGUUUUUUCAAGCUAAAUUUUGAGGUCGAGAAUGCUCAGGGGUCUCAAGAGGAGACUAUGGUUGAAGCUAGCAAUGACAAUGAUGGUAAUGAUGGUAAUGACGAUGCUAAAGAUGGUAAUGGAAAGAAUGGUGAUGAUAAUGCUAUGGACAUGGAUCCUAAGAAAAAUGAGGCGGGUGAUACAUCGAGUGCCAGGGGGACUGGUGGAUCAAUUGGGACAAAUGAAGGUGAACGGAUGCAAGAACAAAUUGAGCAUUUUGAUGCAAUUCAAAUUGGUUCAAUGAGUGUGCAACUUUCUCUGAAAGUUUUCAUGCCUGGAGGAUCUGUUUUGGGAUCACCACCAGUCAGGUCUCGGAAUCAGCGUGCUGAGGUUGUCUCGCAUGGCUGCAGUUCUGUGCCUGCCAGCCUGAUGGAACAGCGCGGCCAAAGCAAGGCGGGCCUGUCCGUGCUCGCCACGUCGGGAGAUGCUGCUGGUGGAACCAGAAGCUACGCAGCGCACAGGGAUCGAUCCCCUUUUGGCCAACCAGCUACCGAUGCGAGGGCGAAUGGGGAGGGGGAGAAAGCAUCAUGCGGGCUGCCGCAGCUGGCUCCCUGUGUCUUGGUCGGCCACUCGCGGGUGGAGGCCGGAUCUUCUGUGGCUGGUGGCUUUGAGCAGACUGUGCCCGGCCAGUCUUUCUCGCCGCAGAGGAUCCGACAGAGCUGUUCGGAGGGUCCCAGGCUGACUGCACAGAAUCCAGGUACUCAGGAUCACAUGAUUGCAACAGAUUGGCCAUCAUUGGAGAUUCCUGGCAGAUCUUCUGUGGGUGCCAAUGCUGUAGCUAAUGGUUUGCCGAAGAAUAUCAAGGAGGGUGUGGGGAAUAAUGUGAUGAGGAAUGUAUCAAUGGAGCAUGGGGUAGGUCUUACGUCGAUGGGGAUUGCCUCAUCUCCAAAGCCUAAUGAGGAAGUUAUUGCUUUUGGGGGGAUUCCUAAGCCUUCGGCUGAGCUGAGGUCAAGUUCUCGGUUGGGUGGCCAAUCUAAUGCGGAUAUACCUCUAUUGGAAAAGGCUAUGAAGAAUGCGCAACUUCAAGAUGAUUCUCUUAAGACAAGGGGUAUUCUAGUGGGAAUAAACUCUGAUACUUUACAAGUUUCAAAAGUAAGCACAGGAGAUUUCUGUGUUAAGAUGCAUAUUAAAUGUAAGAGAGAUGGUUUUGAAUGGGUUCUGGUGCCGGUUUAUGGGGCUGCCCAAGACAUGCACAAAGCAGAAUUUCUGUCGGAGUUGGUGCGAACAUGUGAAUCUGAAACAUUACCUAUGUUGGUAGGGGGUGAUUUCAAUAUUAUACGCACUAGGGAGGAGAAAAAUAAUGCUAAUUUCAAAGCGCGUUGGCCCUUUGUUUUUAAUGCAAUUAUUGAACAUUUGAAUCUAAGGGAAAUUUCUCUAACAGGAAGACAAUUUACAUGGGCAAGUCGGCGAGAAAAACCUACUUAUGAGAAGCUAGAUAGAGUACUAGCAUCAAUAUCGUGGGAACAGAAAUUUCCAUUGGUAACGGUUAGAGCCUUAACUAGAGCUGAUUCUGAUCAUACUCCAAUACUGAUUGAUUCUGGGAGGCUUGACUUAAAAGCAGAAACAACUUUGUUGAAUACGAAUGAAAGGGAGGAGUUCAAAAAGGCUAAUGAUUCUUUGAAUAAAUUAAGAAGAGAAGAGGAGUCUAAAUGGGCCCAAAGGGCGAAAGUUAAGCAUAUUCAAGAAGGGGGGAAUAAUACAAGAUAUUUCCAUGUAAUAGCAAAUGGCAAACACCGAAAAAAGAAAAUCUUCCAGUUAGAACAACAGGAGGGAACUAUUGUUGGAGAUGACAAUUUGAAGGUGUAUAUUACUGAAUUCUACAAGAAAUUGUUUGGUGCACCGGCAUCAACCAAUAUUUCUCUUGUUGAAAAUGAUUUUCAGGAUAUUACACAGAUCUCACCAUUGGAGAAUGAGAUCUUGACAGCUCCUUUUACUGAAAAAGAGGUGUUCGAGGCGGUUUCUCAAAUGGAGUUGAAUAAAGCUCCUGGACCAGAUGGUUUUCCAGCUGAGUUUUACCAAAAAUUUUGGGAUGUAAUUAAAAAGGAUUUGAUGGCUUUGUUUUCCCAGUUUAGUAAUGGGGAUUUGCCCCUAUACAAACUGAAUUUUGGUGUUAUUACUUUAUUACCAAAAAAGGAGAAUGCUGUCCAAAUUCAACAAUACAGGCCUAUAUGUUUACUCAAUGUUUGUUUCAAAAUUUUUACUAAAGUUGGCACUAAUCGUAUCUCGGGGAUUGCCCCAAGAGUCAUUAAACCAACCCAAUCGGCUUUUAUGCCGGGGAGAAACAUUUUGGAAGGGGUAGUGAUACUCCAUGAAACGAUUCAUGAGUUACAUACUAAAAAACUGGAUGGAGUAUUAUUUAAAAUUGAUUUUGAAAAGGCCUAUGAUAAGGUUAAAUGGCCUUUUUUGCAACAAACUCUGAGGAUGAAGGGUUUUGAUCCAGAAUGGGGAAGGGCAGUGCAACAGUUUGUCCAGGGAGGUAGUGUUGGUGUCAAGGUAAAUGAUGAUAUUGGUCAUUAUUUUCAGACAAAGAAAGGUCUAAGGCAAGGGGACCCUUUAUCCCCAAUGCUUUUUAAUAUUGUAGUGGAUAUGCUUGCCAUCCUAAUUGAAAGAGCAAAAGGAGAUGGUCAAGUUGGGGGGUUAAUUCCACAUUUAGUUGAGGGAGGACUCUCUAUAUUACAAUACGCUGAUGACACUAUCCUUUUCCUGGAACAUGAUCUUGACAAAGCAGUUAAUAUGAAAUUAAUUUUAUGUAUUUUCGAAGAAUUAUCAGGACUUAAGAUUAAUUUUCACAAGAGUGAGAUUUUUUGUUUUGGAAAGGCAAAGGAGGAAGAGAAUCAGUAUAGGCAUAUCUUUGGAUGUGAUGCUGGACAGCUCCCCUUUAGAUACUUAGGUAUUCCAAUCCAUUACAAAAAACUCAAGAACUCGGAUUGGUAUCCGGUUGUAACACGGUUUGAGAGUAAAUUAGGAUGCUGGAAAGGGAAGUUACUAUCCUAUGGUGAUAGGUUAGUUCUUAUUAAUUCAGUAUUAACUAGCUUACCGAUGUUUAUGUUGUCUUUCCUACGAAUACCUGUUGGGGUGAGGAAACGUUUGGACUUCUAUAGAUCCAGAUUCUUUUGGCAGUCCGACGAAAACAAAAAAAAGUACCGCCUUACAAAAUGGAAUAUUGUGUGCCGACCAAAAGACCAGGGGGGUUUAGGUAUUGAGGUACUCGAAAUCAAGAACAGAUGCUUAUUGAGCAAGUGGCUCUUUAAACUUCUUAACGAAGAUGGAGUGUGGCAAGAAUUGCUUCAUAAUAAAUACCUAGCACAUAAGACGUUAUCUCAGGUAGAAGCCAAGCCUACUGAUUCUCCUUUUUGGAAAGGAUUGAUGGAGGUAAAACAUGAGUUUUUUUCAAGGGGAUCUUUCAAAGUGGGUAAUGGUAUGGCCAUCCGCUUUUGGGAAGAUACCUGGUUAUUCACAUGGUCUCUCAUUGGGUCCAGCUUUGGGCUCUACUGUCCCCGGAAGGAUUGCGGGAUACCAUGGCUACUGGAUGCACACGGCUCCUGA